Messenger RNA from Effrenium voratum, 646 nucleotides. The record is from the annotation of a GenBank genome assembly. NCBI's taxonomy places the organism in Eukaryota, Dinophyceae, Suessiales, Symbiodiniaceae.
UUUGGCUCAGCUGUUGUCCAGAAAAUCGUCCCUAGUCAGAGGCGCAUUCAGAGAGGAUGCUGCGAAGCCUACCAGUGGCUCGCCUCCCAUUUGCGCGGAGGUUCGCAGUCCAGACUGGCUCGUCGAUGCUGUCGGAGGCGAAGCUGCAGCCGGCGCGGACCUGGGACCAGGCGGUGGCGGAUAGCUUCAAGGCCGCCUCCAUGCAGGAGAUCUUCGCGGGGAAGAAGGUGGUGCUCUUCGCGGUGCCCGGGGCCUUCACCGGGGUCUGCAGCCAGGGCCACGUGCCCUCGUACCUGCAGCGCCUGGAGCAGCUCAAGGCCAAGGGCGUGGACUCCGUGGCCUGCGUCUCGGUGAACGACCCCUACACCAUGGCCGCCUGGGCCAAGCAGGUGGAUCCCAGCGGUGCGUUGAGCUUCUACGGCGACGCGGACGGGUCCUUCACCGAGUUCAUGGGCUGCGGGGUGGAUCUGAAAGUGGCCGGCCUGGGCCCGGGGAAGCGGUCCAACCGCUAUUCCAUGCUGGUGGAGGACGGCAAGGUCACCCAGAUGUUUGUGGAAGAGGGCGCUGGCGAUCUCAAGGUUUCCGACGGCGAGACCAUGCUGAAGUCGCUGUAGUUAGGAUGGUUUCAGACCCGGCGAGCGGAAAA